Molecule: messenger RNA, 1379 nt
Organism: Arachis stenosperma
Lineage: Eukaryota; Viridiplantae; Streptophyta; Magnoliopsida; Fabales; Fabaceae
Exons: 4
Coding region: 125-1084 (319 amino acids)
Cellular component (GO): mitochondrion
Source: RefSeq, a predicted model, not a curated record
GAAGUGAUGCGAGAUUUGCGGCAUCUUUAACUUCAACUCUGCGAACUAAUGUGCUGAUGUGAGCAAUAACUGGGUUCAGUAAAAGGCACCAAUUUUGUUACCUUGGACUCGGAUACCUCUAUAGAUGGAUCGUUGGAGUGGAAUUUUGAGAGUUCAAUUGCAUUCCAAAAGCAAGGCAUUCCAUAGAGUUGGUGCUUCUCUCUGCCUUUCACCAGAAAACAGAACUCUUAGUGUACCCGAAGCAAAUGCUAUAUUUUUCUGUGGUGAUAGAGUUGAAGGGACUGGUAACCAAGUGAUUGAGAGGCUAUCCGAUCUGCAGAAGCUAUCUGAAAUUAUUGUGUCUAAAUUUGGUUCUUCCAUCAAUGCUUGGGUUAUUCAGGCUUCUGUUUUCAAUGGACCUUUUGCUGUCUAUAAGGACUUCAUACCAUCCGUGAAUCAAUAUGGAGAGCCAAGGUCGUAUCAACCAACAGGAUUCCCGGCGUCUACUUCAACCGUCUCACUCUUAUCUAAUUGCCUUGAAGAAGUAAGGAAAGUUGUUUCAGGAACGCGAGGAGAUACACAAUCUGGCUGCAGCCGACGCUCCUCUGUCUCUCGACCCAAGACAUUCAUCCUUGGAUUCAGCAAAGGUGGAACUGUAGUUAACCAGAUAGUUACCGAGCUUGGCUCCACAGAAAUUGCAUCCGAUGCGAAUUCACCCUGCUCUGGACAACCUGAGGAGACUUGUAUAGUACCUAAAGCAAAGGAAAGCUUACUGAGCAGCAUCACUGAGAUUCAUUAUGUUGAUGUUGGUUUGAACUCUACUGGGGCAUACUUGACUAACCAUCAUGUAUUUGAGAGAAUCACCAGAAGGCUCAUACAAGGAGCGCCUCAACUCCGGUUUAUCCUUCAUGGAACUCCGAGACAGUGGGGCAACAAACAGCGAGAUUGGAUCAGGAAUGAAAAAGACGAAAUGCUCCGUCUGCUAGAAUCUGAAGCACAUAAGAGUGAGGGGAAAUUGAGAGUGCACUCAAGGUAUUACUUUGCUGAUAAGCCUCCUGAUAUGCAGAUGCACUUUGAAAUAAUUGAAAGUUUAGAUGUGAGUUGAUACUUCACUCUUGAUAGGUCCAAAAGAAAAAUUUGUCUUCAUUAUCAGGAAGAUAUAAUAUUCUGCUGCAAACAAUGCUGUAAAAAAGAAAAGUGAGUGUAACUAAUAUUGUCUUCAUCAUCAGGAAGGUUAUAAUCUCCUCUUGCCAAAGCUAGAAGCUGGUUAAAUUCUCAAAUUCACUAGAUGUAUCACAAGUGACAAAAAAACGUAGAUAUGUAAAUUUGAUAGUAUUCUAUUAUAGUACUAUUCUACCAAUAAAAGAAGAGUCACUUUGUAAGCUAUGUUGAGUUUUUAA